This is a messenger RNA of Schizosaccharomyces osmophilus, 1188 nucleotides long. It is a transcript of the gene trs401, whose product is annotated as SSU-rRNA maturation protein Tsr4-like protein 1 Tsr401. The record is from RefSeq and is a predicted model, not a curated record. Bases 1 to 1188 code for a protein of 395 amino acids. Lineage: Eukaryota; Fungi; Ascomycota; Schizosaccharomycetes; Schizosaccharomycetales; Schizosaccharomycetaceae. Gene Ontology annotation, cellular component: cytoplasm. Gene Ontology annotation, biological process: maturation of SSU-rRNA. The transcript has a single exon.
AUGAAUCGUAAUUGGUUAACUACAAAAGUUUGGCUUGGUACGCCAGAUGUGAAUGUUUCCGAUCAAGAAACCCCAGACCAAUAUUCUACGUUUUUAGGUGAUUCUCCUGUAUUUUUGGAAAAUGUUUCCGUAAAUCCAGAUGAUAUUCGGUGCGGAAAUUGUAACUCUUACUGUCGGUUUUUGCUUCAGUGUUAUGCACCCAUAGAAGGUGAUGAAAGCAAAGAACGCGCGUUAUACAUUUGGGCUUGUCACGACCAGGCCUGUAGAAGAUCGUCCAAAUCGGUCAUUUGCCUUCGUGGUGUUCAAGUGGUCCAAUAUUCAAAACAGGAAACUGAACCACCUAAAAAGGCACCUGCCGAAGAAGUUUCAAAACCAACAAAAAUCAAUCCAUUUACCUCUUCCUCUAGUAGUACCACAAAGGCUUCUAAUCCCUUCUCUAGUUCUUUUUCUUCGCCAAAUCCUUUCGCCUUGUCUUCUCAGCCGUCGUCUCCUUGCCCUGAUCCGCCUAAGGAUGAAAAGCAUUUGAUUAAAACGCAGAAUUCGUUUGCUGCUAUGGCACUUACUGGUGCUAACAAGAAUCCAGAAACGAAAAACUCUUCUUCCGAUAAAGUAUAUGUUGACGCUCAGAAUAUGCCAAUUCAUCCUCAAGUCACUACUACAUAUGAUUAUCCUAUGAUUCCCAAAUUUCCAGGCAUGUUUUUGACUCUUGACUCAGAAUAUUUGCCGAAGUCAUUAAAGGCAAAAGAAAUGAAAAAAGGUUCAAGUUCUUUAAAGAUACAGGAAACUAUGGACUCGUAUGGAAAUUGGGAUAAUGAGUCUUAUGAGAAAUCACCUGCUGUCUAUGAAAAGGCUUUUCGGAAUUUUACUGAUCUUAUAUCACAUAACCCUACUCAGUGUGUGCGUUAUGAACGGGGAGGGAAGCCCCUCUUAUCUUCUAGUAGAGAUACCGUUGGAAAAAUGUUUAACAACGCUGAUCCUUACACUAAUACUUUACCAGUAUGUUCUCUUUGCAAGUCUCCGAGAAUCUUUGAAAUGCAGCUUAUGCCUUACUCCAUAUCUGUACUCGACGAUGAGGUGGCAGAAUGGUCUACAAUCUUGGUUGCUACUUGUUCUGUGGACUGCAGACCACCAUUAAAUAAGUAUCAAGUUGGCUAUGCAAAGGAAUGGGUUGGUAUCCAAUGGGAGUAA